Molecule: messenger RNA, 2433 nt
Organism: Leopardus geoffroyi (Geoffroy's cat)
Lineage: Eukaryota; Metazoa; Chordata; Mammalia; Carnivora; Felidae
Gene: CLK2
Product: CDC like kinase 2
Exons: 13
Coding region: 283-1629 (448 amino acids)
Biological process (GO): regulation of RNA splicing; protein phosphorylation
Cellular component (GO): nucleus
Molecular function (GO): ATP binding; protein tyrosine kinase activity
Source: RefSeq, a predicted model, not a curated record
UGGCGGCGGCGGAUCGGAGAGGCCAGAGCCGGAGACCGAGCUGGGAUCGGGCCCCGGGCGGGGGCGGUGCGAGCGGCGCCGAGCGGACCCUGGGGGCGGGGACGGAGCCGGGGCGGGCGGGACUGGAGCGGAGCCCGGGAACGAGGCGGGAGGUCCCAGGGUCUCGGGUCGGGGGGGUGGAGCCGCACUUCGUCGCCGCGGGGGUGCCGGGACUCCGGCCGCAGUGCCGCCGCCAUCACGGACUUCCUGUGGGACAAGCGCACGGGCCUCGCCGCCAGAACGAUGCCUCAUCCCCGAAGGUACCAUUCCUCAGAGCGAGGCAGCCGGGGGAGUUACCACGAACACUAUCGGAGCCGGAAGCAUAAGAGACGAAGAAGCCGCUCCUGGUCAAGUAGCAGUGACCGGACCCGGCGGCGCCGGCGGGAAGACAGCUACCACGUCCGUUCCCGGAGCAGCUACGAUGACCGUUCGUCGGACCGGCGGGUGUACGACCGGCGAUAUUGUGGCAGCUACAGGCGCAACGAUUACAGCCGGGACCGGGGGGAAGCGUGCUACGACCCGGACUACCGGCACUCCUACGAGUACCGUCGGGAGGACAGCAGUUACCGCAGCCAGCGCAGCAGCCGGAGGAAGCACAGGCGGCGGAGGCGGCGCAGCCGGACGUUCAGCCGCUCGUCUUCGCAGCACAGCAGCCGGAGAGCCAAGAGUGUAGAGGACGACGCUGAGGGCCACCUCAUCUACCACGUCGGGGACUGGCUACAAGAGCGAUAUGAAAUUGUCAGCACGUUGGGAGAGGGGACCUUCGGCCGGGUUGUCCAGUGUGUCGACCAUCGCAGGGGUGGGGCUCGAGUCGCCCUGAAGAUCAUUAAGAACGUGGAAAAGUAUAAGGAAGCAGCUCGACUUGAAAUCAACGUCCUGGAGAAGAUCAACGAGAAGGACCCUGACAAUAAGAACCUCUGUGUCCAGAUGUUUGACUGGUUUGACUACCAUGGCCACAUGUGUAUCUCCUUUGAGCUCCUGGGCCUUAGCACCUUCGAUUUCCUCAAAGACAACAACUACCUGCCCUACCCCAUCCACCAAGUGCGCCACAUGGCCUUCCAGCUGUGCCAGGCCGUCAAGUUCCUCCAUGAUAACAAGCUGACACAUACGGACCUCAAGCCCGAAAAUAUUCUGUUUGUGAAUUCAGACUAUGAACUCACCUACAACCUAGAGAAGAAACGAGAUGAACGCAGCGUGAAGAGCACAGCUGUGCGGGUGGUGGACUUUGGUAGUGCCACCUUUGACCAUGAACACCACAGUACCAUCGUCUCCACUCGCCAUUACCGAGCACCAGAGGUCAUCCUCGAGUUGGGCUGGUCACAGCCUUGUGAUGUGUGGAGCAUAGGCUGCAUCAUCUUCGAGUACUAUGUUGGCUUCACCCUGUUCCAGACGCAUGACAACAGAGAGCAUCUAGCCAUGAUGGAAAGGAUCUUGGGUCCUAUCCCUUCCCGGAUGAUCCGGAAGACAAGGAAGCAGAAAUACUUCUAUCGGGGCCGCCUGGAUUGGGAUGAGAACACAUCAGCAGGGCGCUACGUGCGAGAAAACUGCAAACCACUGCGGGUCAGACAGAAAAGAAUAAACCACCUUUGAAGAGCUUACGUUUUAACGAGGAGCUAAAGAAGAUUCAUGACGUUGACAAGGAUGUACAAGCAGAAAGAACCUUCAGAGAGUAUGAAGGAGUAAUUGUGCUAGUGGGAGGGAGUCGAGCAGUAGUAUCCGCAGCGCUCGUAAGGUCGUGUUCCCAAUAGUACUCAUAACGGCAGAGGCUUGGUCCUCUGAGGUUGAAAGUUAGGGCCUUGAAGAAAAAGGGCAGGAACCGUAAGGCGUCGUGCCUCACCUUUUCCCUGCCCUCCACCACCAGCGGUAUCUGACCUCCGAGGCAGAGGAACACCACCAGCUCUUCGAUCUGAUUGAAAGCAUGCUAGAGUAUGAACCUGCUAAGCGGCUGACCUUGGGUGAAGCCCUUCAGCAUCCUUUCUUCGCCCGCCUUCGGGCUGAGCCACCCAACACCAAGUUGUGGGACUCCAGUCGGGAUAUCAGUCGGUGACGAUCAGGCCCUGGGCCCCCCUGCGUGUCCUGCAGCAGUGGGUGUCCAGUCCAGGACACUGGUGCUUUUUUAUAUAAGAGAACAGAGCCGGAGCCGGCCCCUUCCUCCUGGCUCCCUGUAUACCUGUGAAUAUGUGAAAUAGUGUAAAUAUGGAAGAACUUGUACCUACUGCUUCGUCCCCAGCCUUGUACAGAAUGCUGUUCCUUCCUACACUCUUCCCGCCGUCACCUGCCCCCUCGCUGUUGAGCUGGACAGGGCAGGAUGAGGUGACCGGGUGGCAUCUAUCCCAUGUUUUAUAAGGAAUUUUGUACAGUCUUUGUGAAAUAAAAAUGACGUGCUUCAUGCGA